CCUCGGACAUGAUCUUCAGUCCGGCCUCGGGGGCCCUUAACAUGAUCUUUGAUAUAUGAUACCUUCGAAAUUAAGUUUUGGGCACUUCCUAAGGGAAGAAUCCCUAGGUGACUCCGGCCGAUGCGCUUUCAGAAUAUCAUGUCCCUAUCACAGUUAUCUGUCCAUGUUCACUUUGCUUUUACGACCAUUUCGUGCGGGAACACUCUCCUGCUACGGAGCUCCACCGGCGAGUUAUCAGAUCUUGCUCUCCUUGCUCGUCCCAUCAACAGUGGGCGUUCCUCAGCUGCGCAACACGAGAAGAGUGGAAACGUGGAAGUUUGUCGCCCAGUCGUUCGCAUGGAAGGCACGGAUCUUGGUGGAGUUUUUGGCGGCUCGGAUCGUGGAGAUGCGAUGAACGUUCUCAGUGUCUUUGUGAUGAUUUGCGAGCCUUCUCGUAUCCCUCAAGGUCGGACGUCUAGAGUAUCAUCUGCUCUCGAAACUGCAAACGGAAAAUAUGACUGCGCCCUUUCCAAUCUCGCCUCGUUACCUGUCAUCGCGGGUUGUCACCCAGGCCCGAUUUCGAGCUUUGCUUUAAGUUGUAUGAUCAGCUCAUUCUCACCACCAGCCUUUGCUUUUCACAUAGCGUCCGUAUCCUUCUUAUCCUCGUUGCCUAAAGCUACCAACCUCAUGUUGGAUACUGCUCCCCCCAUCAUCAUCCUCACACUCAGCAUCGCACGGGAAAAUGUCACUCACAAGUUCUCACACGCUCGGAACUUUGCAAGUCGGGAAUGUCGCCGGUUCUCGGCCGAUUCAUAUGUCCUCUUCCAUUCCUUCCACUGCAGUGCGACAGAAACGUGGCCCCGGCGGAGAAUCAGAAAAGAAAAUCUCUCAACUGUUGCUCCCACUCCGACUUGGCUGCGCCGCUCGGCGUGCAAGUUGUUUAGCUAUGGUGAGACCGCGUUACAUACCUACACUACAUACAUAGCCACAUGGGUUGAGGGACCGGGACGCACAGCACACUCUAUGUACACUAGUAUCAUCGUGAACGAAGAUGGGUCCCCUUUCGAGAAAGACGAUGAUGCUGAACAGAUGAAGGAGUAUGUCGCACACGAAGAGACGUGCCUAUGGUGA
Neurospora hispaniola is the source of this 1110-nucleotide messenger RNA. RefSeq lists its product as uncharacterized. NCBI's taxonomy places the organism in Eukaryota, Fungi, Ascomycota, Sordariomycetes, Sordariales, Sordariaceae. The record is from RefSeq and is a predicted model, not a curated record. The coding region runs from base 121 to 1110 and encodes 329 amino acids. The transcript has 7 exons.